This is a messenger RNA of Ceutorhynchus assimilis (cabbage seed weevil), 2283 nucleotides long. The record is from the annotation of a GenBank genome assembly. Lineage: Eukaryota; Metazoa; Arthropoda; Insecta; Coleoptera; Curculionidae.
AUGUUUGUGCACGGUGUUAGAGGUGCCGGCACCUUGACGUCCGAAGACGAAUCUGACGAUGAUAGCACUGAUGAUUUGUUAAUGCGAAGACGUGAAGAAUGCGAACGCAAAGCCCGGCGAGGGGAAAUGGACCCCAGGCUAGAAUUCACCUUCCAAAUCCUAAUAGACGCCACCGGAUUGCCGCGCCACGAAAUCAUGGAUCACGUUUUCGAGGGCGACAUGCUUGACGAAAUCAACCAGCUCUUUCUUCCUCACAUGAAGACGAAGCUAGUUUGGUUCUACCAGGACAUGCUGGAUACCGAGGCCAUGGCGUCGGUGGAGCCUUGCAAACCCAGCACCAGCAGACAGCUACAGCCCAGCACUAGUAGAGCAGCCCUGAUGCCGAAUGUUGCACCGAUUUACAAGAAAAAGUUGUUUUUGACUGAUGUUUGUGAAGAAGUUGCCAACGAAGGAAAUCUCUUCGACGAUGGUCAAGUGAUGAUGAGAAAAAUGCACUCAGAUGAAAUAAAGGAAAUGGCCAAGGUACCUGAUCAAGUACAACCUUUGGAAGAACGCGUGAAAAGUUGGUGCAAAAGGCUGGACGAAAUUCUAAAAGAAAGCGAACAAAUAAGACGGGAAAAUGACUCGUCGGGUCCUCAAGACGAGCUGGAAUACUGGAAAAAGCGCGGAGCGCAAUUUUCUCAAAUAGUCAACCAAGUGAAUUCCAGGGAAGUUCAAAUGACUAUUUUGUGUUUGAAAAUUGCCCGUUCGAAAUUGCUUAAGGAAUGGAAGGAAACUGACAAGAAAAUUACUUUUUGCUAUAACGAAUCUAAAGAUAAUGCUAAGUUUAUACAAGCAUUAGAAACAAAGUGCCAUUCAUUGUAUUUGGAUGAUCCUGUUAAAAUGAGGGAUUGUAUAAUGGGGCUAUUACAAACGGUUAAACUUAUACAUAAUGUGUCACAAUUUUAUAAUACUUCUGAGAGGUGUUCAGCCUUAAUGGUCAAAAUAACUAAUCAAAUGAUUGAAACUUGUAAAGGCUAUAUAAAUUGUAGAGGCCAAGAAACUAUAUGGUCUCAAGAAAGGGCUUUAAUGAAAGACAAAUUGACUCAAUGUAUAAUUUUGAAUAAAGUCUACAGGAAAACUUAUCAUAUAGUUAAGGCUCAAACUAUUCUACCAUCUACAAGGCCAUUUAACUUUUCUGAAAAUUAUAUAUUUGGAAAAUUCGAUGCUUUUUGUAGACGACUAGCAAAGAUUAUAUCAAUGUUUGAUUUAAUUGAUGAUUAUUCUGGCCUGUUUCAACGGAGAAUGGAAGGUCUUUUGUUAGGAGACGCUCUCGAUGAAGCAAUUCAAAAUUUCACCGAAAUCAAAUCAAUAGUAAUGAACAAACAAUACGAUUACCUCGAUCAAAGAAACGGCGACUUCGAAACCGACUUCAAAAACUUCCUGGCACACACCGACGAACUGAAGGACAAAAUCGCCGACACAAUCGAAAGGAAUUUCGAUAGUGUUUGGGAAACACCUCAGGGAAUCAGAUUUCUGACGCGGUUCGAAAAAGUCAGCGAGAAAAUACCUCUGGCCAAAAUGGAGGAGAAAUACGACAGGAUUUUGAAGUAUUGCGAAAAAGAAGUCGAUAGGAUUAUACGGAUGUAUAAGAAGCAGAAAGACGAUCCACCUGUUCCUAGGAUGUUUCCACCUAUUGCAGGUCGUAUAAAAUGGGCUCGUUGCCUAGCAGCUCACUUAGAAGAACUGCUAUCCAACGUCACUACUCAUCACAUAAUGAAAAACCUUCCAGCCACUGUGGAACUUUCCAGAAGACAUAAGGCAGCUGAAAAUAUGUUUAAAACUUACGAAACUGAUAUGGUUGCCUUAUGGAUGAACCAACACGUUUCAGAUGCUGAUGGUUGUUUAACUAAACACCUUCUAGCCGUUUGUCCAGAAAAACAAAAAAUCAAAGUCAACUUACACACGACGAUACCGUUACUUAUAAGAGAAGCCGACUUGAUGAUUAAAAUGGACUUACCGGUACCAAUGGUGGCUCUUACCUUGUACACCAAAAACGACCAUUUCACUUUGGUCAAAGACUCUCUACAAUUUUUGAUAAACGAUUUUCUGAAGGCGGUUAAAAACGUCAAACUGGAAGUGAGACCUUUGUUCUUGCCUCAUCUCAUCAAACUGUCAAACAAAAUCGAACCGGGACUGAGCCAGCUGGAUUGGGUUAGCGCCGAUUGGCAAAGUUAUGUGGAUUCGGCUAAUUCUGCGAUAAAAAACUUCAAAAUUUUGGUAAGAAUUGUUCAGUUUGGAUGA